CGCGCGCUUUCCAUACCACGUGAAGAUUUCGCGGGAAAAGUCAGCGGUCAGAAAAAAAAACACUUGCGUAGAAGCAGCGGAGACAAGCCGGCGAUACACAAUGGCGGAUUCAUCCGAGUCAUCUCACAUGGCGACCAGCCCCAUCCAUGGUUCCAGACGGGGAGACCUGACCUCCAGCCCGGGGAGAGACCUGCCCCCCUUCGAGGACGAGUCAGAGGGGCUCCUGGGUGAUGGUCCUCUGCCAGGGGAGGAGGAGGAGGGAGAUGGGGAGGAACUGAUCGGAGAUGCGAUGGAGAGGGACUACCGAGCCAUCCCUGAGCUAGACAGGUAUGAGGAGGAGGGUCUGGAUCUUGAUGAGGAGCUGUCGGAGCUGUCUCCUGGAGCCAGGGCUGCUGCUGAGGACGCCAUGAGGAGAAGAGACAGGGAGCAGGGAGGCAGGCUGAGGAGAGGUCUACUUUAUGACAGUGAGGAUGAGGAUGAGCGCCCGGCUCGGAGGCGUCGCCUGGCUGAGCGGGCUGCAGAUGGGUCCGGGGUGGAGGGAGAGGAUGAGGAGAUGAUUGAGAGCAUUGAGAACCUGGAGGACAUGAAGGGUCACUCAGUCAGGGAGUGGGUGGUCAUGGCCGCUCCUCGUCUGGAGAUAUACCACCGUUUUAAGAACUUCCUGCGCACCCACGUGGAUGAGAAUGGCCACAACGUGUUCAAGGAGAAGAUCACCGACAUGUGUAAAGAGAACAAGGAGAGUCUGGUGGUGAACUACGAGGACCUAGCAGCCAGGGAGCAUGUCCUGGCCUACUUCCUGCCUGAGGCACCAACUGAAAUGCUGAAAAUAUUUGAUGAGGCAUCCAAGGAAGUAGUCCUGGCCAUGUACCCCAAAUAUGACCGCAUCGCUCACGAGAUCCACGUCAGGAUCUGCAACCUGCCCCUCGUCGAAGAGCUGAGGUCCCUCAGACAACUCCACCUGAACCAGUUGAUCCGUACCAGUGGAGUGGUGACCUGCUGUACAGGUGUCCUACCUCAGCUGGGAAUGGUCAAAUACAACUGUAACAAGUGUAACUUCAUCCUGGGGCCCUUCUUCCAGUCCCAGAACCAGGAAGUGAAGCCAGGGUCUUGCCCCGAGUGCCAGUCCUUCGGCCCUUUUGACAUCAACAUGGAGUUGACUGUGUACCAGAACUACCAGCGAAUCACCAUUCAGGAGAGCCCUGGGAAGAUCGCCGCUGGCCGCCUCCCACGCUCCAAAGAUGCCAUCCUGUUGGCUGACCUGGUGGACCAAUGUAAACCUGGAGACGAAAUAGAACUGACGGGGAUCUACAACAACAACUACGACGGCUCUCUGAACAUGGCCAACGGCUUCCCAGUGUUCGCUACGGUCAUCAUGGCCAAUCACAUCGCUCGGAGAGACAACAAAGUGGCCGUGGCCGAGCUCACUGACGAGGACGUCAAGGCCAUCGUGGCGCUGUCUAAGGACGAGCGCAUCGGGGAGAGGAUCUUUGCCAGUAUCGGCCCCUCCAUCUACGGCCACGAGGACAUCAAGAGAGGCCUGGCUCUGGCUCUGUUUGGUGGAGAGCCCAAGAAUCCAGGUGGGAAACACAAGGUUCGCGGUGACCUCAACGUGCUCCUGUGCGGUGACCCCGGUACAGCCAAGUCCCAGUUCUUGAAGUACGUUGAGAAGGUGGCCAGCAGAGCGGUGUUCACCACAGGCCAGGGAGCCUCCGCUGUGGGCCUGACCGCCUACGUACAGAGACACCCGGUCACCAGGGAGUGGACCCUGGAGGCUGGAGCCCUGGUGUUAGCAGACAGAGGGGUCUGUCUCAUCGACGAGUUUGACAAGAUGAACGAUGCAGACAGAACCAGUAUCCAUGAGGCCAUGGAACAACAGAGCAUCUCCAUCUCCAAGGCUGGCAUCGUCACCUCGCUCCAGGCACGCUGUACUAUCAUCGCUGCUGCCAACCCUAUCGGUGGUCGCUACGACCCUUCUCUGACCUUCUCGGAGAACGUGGAUCUGACCGAGCCCAUCGUGUCUCGUUUUGACAUCCUGUGUGUGGUCAGAGAUACUGUGGAUCCAGUGCAGGAUGAGAUGCUGGCUCGUUUCGUGGUGGGCAGCCACAUUAAGCAUCACCCCAGCAACAAGGAAGCUGGCAUGGCUGGCUUGGAAGAAGUGGUUCUGCCCAACACCACAGACGUGCCUCCUAUCCCCCAGGAGCUGCUGAGGAAAUACAUCAUGUACUCCAAGGAAAGGGUCCGGCCCAAACUCAACCAGAUGGACCAGGAUAAAGUGGCUCGUAUCUACAGCGACCUGCGCAAAGAGUCCAUGGCGACAGGCAGCAUCCCCAUCACGGUGCGUCACAUCGAGUCCAUGAUCCGCAUGGCGGAGGCCCACGCCAGGAUGCACCUCCGAGACUACGUAGUGGAGGACGACGUCAACAUGGCCAUCCGAGUCAUGCUGGAGAGCUUCAUCGACACUCAGAAGUUCAGCGUCAUGAGGAGCAUGAGGAAGAUGUUUGCCCGUUACCUGGCGUUCAGACGAGACAACAACGAGUUGCUGCUGUUCAUCCUGAAGCAGCUGGUGUCAGAGCAGGUGGCGUAUCAGAGGAACCGGUACGGAGCACAGCAGGACACCAUCGAGAUCCCAGAGAAAGACCUGGUGGACAAGGCCAGACAGAUCAGCAUCCACAACCUGUCAGUGUUCUAUGACAGCGACGCGUUCCGAUCCAACAAGUUCUCUCACGACAUGAAGAAGAAGCUGAUCCUGCAGCAGUUCUAAAUCUGUUUCCUGGGGUAAAAAAAAAAGACUAGCCUCUGUCUGUGUUCUGAAUCUGUUUCCUGGGGUAAAAAAAAAAGACUAGCCUCUGUCUGUGUUCUGAAUCUGUUUCCUGGGGGAAAAAAGACUAGCCUCUGUCUGUGUUCUGAAUCUGUUUCCUGGGGGAAAAAGACUAGCCUCUGUCUGUGUUCUGAAUCUGUUUCCUGGGGGAAAAAGACUAGCCUCUGUCUGUGUUCUGAAUCUGUUUCCUGGGGGAAAAAGACUAGCCUCUGUCUGUGUUCUGAAUCUGUUUCCUGGGGGGAAAAAGACUAGCCUCUGUCUGUGUUCUGAAUCUGUUUCCUGGGGGGAAAAAGACUAGCCUCUGUCUGUGUUCUAAAUUCACCCUUUCCAUAUGUAGUGUAAUACUUUUGAAUAGGGCCCAUAAGGGGUGUGAUUUAUUUUUUGGGGGACACAGACUGUCUGGAUGUGUAAAUAGUUGUAAAUGUUUGUCAUCCUGUUGUUGGUUAAAACAAGAAGAAUCCUAAUAGGGAACGAAAUGGCCCAAUUUUAAUGCGAUCAAUGUUACAAUUAGUAUCUGUUAAUGUACCAUGUUUUGUGAACGUAGCCUAUAUACCUUCAUUCCAAACUACUUUCGACUUUUACAUUUUGGAUCACAGCUUGUGUGUUUUUUUUGUAACGGACUUUUGGACGUGUAACUGAGUAUUAAUGUCUUAUUUUUAGUAGAUAAUCUGAUUAUCUUCUGGACACUGAAAUAUGAUGUGAUAUUAUUUUCUUCCGGACCAGUGACUUUCUGAUGACCUUCAUGACUUCCUGUUCUGGUCUGUGACUAGAAUUCUGGGAUAACGUUUUGGUAAAUAAAUUUCAUUUGUUGAA
This is a messenger RNA of Oncorhynchus gorbuscha (pink salmon), 3631 nucleotides long. Its product is annotated as DNA replication licensing factor mcm2-like. The coding region runs from base 101 to 2761 and encodes 886 amino acids. The transcript has 17 exons. NCBI's taxonomy places the organism in Eukaryota, Metazoa, Chordata, Actinopteri, Salmoniformes, Salmonidae. The record is from RefSeq and is a predicted model, not a curated record. Gene Ontology annotation, biological process: mitotic DNA replication initiation; DNA replication; double-strand break repair via break-induced replication. Gene Ontology annotation, cellular component: MCM complex; nucleus. Gene Ontology annotation, molecular function: ATP binding; single-stranded DNA binding; 3'-5' DNA helicase activity.